Oncorhynchus mykiss (rainbow trout) is the source of this 4031-nucleotide messenger RNA. It is a transcript of the gene zic4, whose product is annotated as zic family member 4. Gene Ontology annotation, cellular component: nucleus. Lineage: Eukaryota; Metazoa; Chordata; Actinopteri; Salmoniformes; Salmonidae. The record is from RefSeq and is a predicted model, not a curated record. Gene Ontology annotation, molecular function: RNA polymerase II cis-regulatory region sequence-specific DNA binding; DNA-binding transcription factor activity, RNA polymerase II-specific. Gene Ontology annotation, biological process: regulation of transcription by RNA polymerase II.
CAUAUGCAGCAGCUUCAGGUGCUCCAAUACGCGUUGGUUUCUGAAUCAAUGUCUUAAUAAAAGAGGAGAGGAAAAAACGUUAUUAACAAUUAAAUCUCAUCGUCUAACAUAAGUCCAAAGACAAAAUAAAUGCAAAAUAUGUUUUGUGAUUUAUGGUAUUGUCUAGCGGUGUUGGUUUGAUAGCAGGGAAUCAUCAACAAGAUUAACUUUUAUGUUUUCGACAACGUUUUCCUUCAACAGCAGACAUCCCUUUCCCUCUCAGGGUAUCAUUCUAAAGUAUAAACUCAUAUUUUAGCAAGUUUUAUUUUGGUUUAAAUCUCUACCGCUCUUGUGCCGUUCUGUGCCGUUCAUCGGGCGCCACCUCCCGUGCCCCUGAUCCGCUUCAGUUCUGGGUCUCAAUCCGACAGGGCUCGUGAGCGAAAUUACCCCGGAUCAUAACAACAGGUCGGUUCCAUUACUUUUUCCCGGGACAAUGGACGGCGUCGUCUCUAUUCACUAAUACACAGAAACCGAUCCCGCGAAGAGGAGGAGGACGAAGCGCAACGAGCGACGAGGGGUGGUGGUGCGGUGCGGACGAACAAGCGAGCGCCUGGGAAAACGUGUAAAAAAUGUUUAUUUAUCUUACCGGAUCAUUUUGGGCCAUUGAGUGAACUCCGAACCGCGGAAAAACUCCGAACCGCGGAAAAUUGCUUUUGAGAAAAGGACUAGUCUAGUCUAUGUUCGAAAAGAUAUCCGGUACUUUUCUGCACACAUUUCAUGCAUUUCAAUGACAUAUUUUCGUAAAAUAUGUACCGAAAUGAAGAUAUCUCUCUAUUGAUUAUCAACUAUAACCUUAGAGGCUCUACUGCAUUAUUUUAAUGUGUACUGUAGGCUAGGUGUUAAUUUAGGCUACAUUAGGUAUAUUGCACUUCCAUAACUAUUUGUCACUCAGUAGUAAAAUAUGACAGUUAUAGUUUUGGUGUAACGGUUUAACUUUUGGAGAUCAGUUUAAAGUACAAUAACCUUUGCAUAACAACUACAUUAUUUUAUUUUUUUUUGCCUGAGGCUCUGCGCAGGCGCUCUGCCUGCUUGCUGUCGCUAAAACAUUUUUGUUCACAUUGGAGACUUGUCACAAGUGACGUCAAUCACGGGGCUCUGACCAAUUAGAAGUCGGGGUGAUUGUUUAGCUCCACGGGCUGCAGCGCCUACCAUGAAUCUCUAUUCACUAUCAAAGCGUCCUGCUGCUGCCGGCCAACCGAAUGGGAUUCCAUGCAGCCACUGAGAUAGAAUCACAACUUUUCAACUUUUUUAAUAUAUGUUUUAGUUUGUUUUUCUAUAUUUUUCAUUGCAAUUAAAAUAUAUUUGUCAUCAUUGUUAUUUUGCCUGCUGUCAAGUUAUUCUAGAAUUAGGAGUAAUGAACAUGAAUGCUUUGGGAAGCCCUAUGAUGGACCCUACGAUUUCCAAACGGAACACGGCGCUGAGAUUAGUUGACUUGGUAGGGGCGCACCACCAUCACCAUCAUCACCACCAUACCCCUCAGAGCGUGACAGGCUUCCCGGGGUUCAGCAGCCAUCCACACUCAAUGGCUCACUCGCACCCUGGGGAGAUUACUGCGAAACCCCGCCUGGGGCCGAGUCCAUUUGGGCCAGAACACAUGGGGCACUCCGCGGCCCUCAAAAUCAGCCCAGCCCAUCAUUACCCACACCACCAUCACCACCACAAUCAUCAUAUGGCAGGCCACAGUGAAGUGGUCUCCAGUCAAACGGGAGCUUUUGGCCCGGUGCAGGCGGCGACCGUCCCUUAUUCCAUGUCCCACACGGCCCAGGCGUUAUCCGCAGCCGCAGGUAGGGAUUUCCUCAUUCGGAGGGAUCUGACAGCUCAAGCCAUGCCGGUACUGACCGACCAGAGCCCCGGUUCAACCUCUCAUCACGGAAUGUUUGUCUCAACAACAGGUAGCUAUCCUGGACACUACGGUCAUCACCCUGAUGCUGGUAGCCAUGCCCUCUUCUCCGGACUCCACCAUGAGCAGUCAUCUAGCGGAGCACCAGGUGGCCAAGCCAUGAAUGGACAAAUACGGUUAGGAAUACCUAGCGAAAUGUACGUUAGGUCUGAUCACUUGAGUCAAGUGGCGAGCUCCAGGGCUGAUCCGUUCUCCGCCUCGACAUUACAUGGCUACGGCGGUCUGAACCAUCUGAACAUGAACCUCGGCGCUCAGCAUCACGGAGCCGGUGCAUUCUUCCGCUACAUGAGGCAGCCAAUAAAGCAAGAACUCAUCUGCAAGUGGCAUGAACCGGAACUGUCGCCGAAGAAACUCUGCUCAAAAACUUACAGCACGAUGCACGAGCUGGUAACUCAUGUGACGGUGGAGCAUGUCGGUGGCCCGGAGAUGGCUAACCAUAUCUGCUUCUGGGAAGAGUGUCCCAGAGAAGGAAAGCCAUUUAAAGCCAAGUACAAACUGGUAAAUCAUAUCAGAGUGCACACCGGAGAGAAACCAUUCCCAUGUCCUUUCCCCGGCUGUGGAAAAGUAUUUGCUCGAUCGGAAAACCUGAAGAUCCACAAGAGGACUCACACAGGUGAGAAACCCUUCAAAUGUGAGUUUGACGGCUGCGACCGACGUUUCGCCAACAGCAGUGACCGGAAGAAGCACUCCCACGUGCACACCAGCGAUAAGCCCUACAACUGCAAAGUGAGAGGCUGUGACAAAUCCUACACACACCCCAGCUCGCUCCGAAAACACAUGAAAGUCCACUGCAAGUCUCCGCCACCGAGCUCUGGCUACGAGUCAUCAACCCCGUCAUUGGUGUCCCCAUCAUUGGACUUAGGCCGAGAGCCAGGGUCUUCGUCGCUCUCGGAACCAGCAGCCUCGUCCCAGCCCGCCAAUUUAAGAGAGUGGUACGUCUGUCAUAGUUCUGGUGCCAGCGGCAUUCAGACACCCCCCAGCGGCUCCUCAAGCCCUGAUUCCGAGGAUGAGGCCCUCUACAGACACCCAGAGCCAAGGGACGCGUUCUAACCAAAAUUGUCCCUGAAAAUAAUAAAAAAUAUAUCCAAGCUAUUUUCUAAUACGCCCAUGGACUCAGAAAAUAAACAUCUCGAGAAGGUCUAUUUUCUAAUACGCCCAUGGACUCAGAAAAUAAACAUCUCGAGAAGGUCUAUUUUCUAAUACGCCCAUGGACUCAGAAAAUAAACAUCUCGAGAAGGUCUAUUUUCUAAUACGCCCAUGGACUCAGAAAAUAAACAUCUCGAGAAGGUCUAUUUUCUAAUACGCCCAUGGACUCAGAAAAUAAACAUCUCGAGAAGGUCUAUUUUCUAAUACGCCCAUGGACUCAGAAAAUAAACAUCUCGAGAAGGUCUAUUUUCUAAUACGCCCAUGGACUCAGAAAAUAAACAUCUCGAGAAGGUCUAUUUUCUAAGGCCCAAAUCAUUCAAUGCACUGGCAUAUCGACAAAAUAAGAAACUGCCAAAUUGUAGUUUUGUGAUCGCUUUCUUAUUUCCCCAUGUGGAUGAGUAUGAACAAAUAUUCUGUAAAUUUGUUCAAAUGUCUCGUGCUGGUUAAUUGUAUGUUUGUAUGUUGUUGUAUUAUUUUGUAAAUCGAGUUUUGAAUUCAAUAUCUUUUUAAUUUAUUUUUUGAAUCUGACAUGAACAUUUUUGUAUUUUCGAACCAAAGUGUUUUCAAUAUGAAAAAUAAGUGAAUGUACAUUUGUAAAAUUGCUAAAAUUCAAUGUGUUAAUAACAGUAAUGUUGUAAGCUUUGAUCUUUCAGCUAUUUUAAUUGUUUGCUACUCUUAUUUGUAUAAAUUAAAUAAUUGAGAAGUUUUGAGUUUCAUACAGACAUAUUUUUUCCUAUUGAUUGUUUUCAGAUAGUCUAUUUGAUAUUACAUUCAUAAAUGUUUGGUCAACGUGGUCAUUUUGUGAUUUGGUCAUUCUUGUCAUUAUUUGUUAUUGAUGCAUUUUCAUAAAAAUGUUGUCCUACCGAGAAAAGACACUCGAAAUGUGUUACCAACUGCGUUGUAAUUUGUCAGUAUUUUGAAUAAAUCCUGUAUGAUAAAAUUGCUA